Phyllostomus discolor (pale spear-nosed bat) is the source of this 1860-nucleotide messenger RNA. RefSeq names its product G protein-coupled receptor 62 (gene GPR62). Gene Ontology annotation, molecular function: G protein-coupled receptor activity. Gene Ontology annotation, biological process: G protein-coupled receptor signaling pathway. The record is from RefSeq and is a predicted model, not a curated record. The coding region runs from base 92 to 1183 and encodes 363 amino acids. Lineage: Eukaryota; Metazoa; Chordata; Mammalia; Chiroptera; Phyllostomidae. Gene Ontology annotation, cellular component: plasma membrane; endosome; signaling receptor complex. The transcript is spliced from 2 exons.
GGGCUGGCCAAGCCCCCGAGAGGAUGGCGGCCUGGGCAGCAGAGCCAGAGCCUGGGCGGCCUGUGAGCACAGGGUGAAGCCUGAGCGCUAAAUGGCCAACUCCACAAGGCUGAACGCCGCAGAGGUCGCAGGCUCCAUGGGGUGGAUCCUGGCGGCUGUGGUGGAAGCGGCAGCACUGCUGGGCAACGGCGCGUUGCUGGUCGUGGUGCUGCGCACGCCGGGGCUGCACGACGCGCUCUACCUGAUGCACCUGUGCAUUGUGGACCUGCUGGCGGCCGCCUCCAUCAUGCCGCUGGGCCUGCUGUCCGCGCCGCCGCCGGGGCUGGGCCGCGAGCGCCUGGGCCCCCUGCUCUGCGGCGCCUCGCGCUUCCUCUCGGCCGCGCUGCUGCCGGCCUGCACGCUCGGCGUGGCCGCACUGGCCCUCGCGCGCUGCCGCCUCAUAGUGCACCCGCUGCGGCCCGGGGCGCGGCCUGCGCCUUCCCUGGUGCUCACGGCCGUGUGGGCCGCAGCGGCGCUGCUGGGCACGCUCUCCCUGCUCGGGCCGCCGCCCGCACCACCCCCGGCCCCGGCCCGCUGCUCCGUCCUGGCCGGGGGCCUCGGUCCCUUCCGGCCGCUCUGGGCGCUGCUGGCCUUCGCGCUGCCCGCCCUCCUGCUGCUCGCCGCCUACGGCAGCAUCUUCCUGGUGGCGCGCCGCGCUGCCCUGCGGCCCCCGCCGCCAGCGCGCGGGGCCCGGCUGCGCUCUGACUCCCUGGACAGCCGCCUCUCCAUCCUACCCGCCCUCCGGCCGCGUCUGCCCGGGGGCAAAGCAGCCCUGGCUCCCGCGCUGGCCGUGGGCCAAUUCGCAGCCUGCUGGUUGCCCUAUGGCUGUGCCUGCCUGGCUCCCGCUGCGCAGGCCGCGAAGGCCGAGACGGCCGUCACCUGGGUAGCCUACUCGGCCUUCGCGGCUCACCCCUUCCUGUACGGCCUGCUGCAGCGCCCCGUGCGCCGGGCGCUGGGCCGCCUUGCGCGGCAAGCGCUGCUUCGGCGCCCGCGGGCCUGCACUCUGCGCACCUGGCACCCGCGGGCGCUCCUGCAACACCUCAAGGGACCUCCAGAGGGCGCUGCCCUAGGCCGUUCGGAGGCACCGGAACAAGACCCGGGUUUGGCUGGAGGCGAGAUCCUCAGCAUGCCGAAGGCCACCUGAGAGGAGCUCUGUCUCACACACUGAGCUGGGACGGAGAAAGGGGGGUGGCAUUAAAAAGGGGACCGGCCAGCCUGCUGCACCGGUGACGGCAGGUGCCCUGAGGCUUCUGACUCAGGAACGGCAAUAAGGGAGGCUGCAACCUGGUGAGGCCCAGAGGGGAGCUGGGAGUCCUGGGCUCUGGGCCCAACUCUGCUGCGUGGCCUCGUGCGCAGACCGACCCUUCCCCAGGCCUCACUUUCCCCAUCUGUGCUCCGGACCAUCUCAAAGGGCUUCCCCACCUUAGGUGGUCUGGACACUCCUGGAUGGGCCCCAGGCCGAGGAAGGGGCAGAGGUGGGCAGGACCCCAAAGAGGGUCCUCAGGGCUCACGGCCGCAGGGCCAGGCCGGGUGACACCGCAGCAGGAGGAAGCGGUGGCGAGUGGCCCUCAGAAGCACCCCCCUGCACGCACCGGGGAGAGACUGGACAAAGCCACUGGGUCUCCUCCAUCAGCUUCGAACACGCCCAGGCAACCACGGGAGCAGUGUGGUGCUAGCGGUCGGGGCGGGGGCGGGGGGUGGACGUGUCCCCCACAGGGCCCUGCAGCCCCAGAACUAGGGCGGGUGGGUUCACAGACGGGGUCCUCUGGGGCCCUCUGCACUCAGUUGCUGAGGUCUUGCCAAUACCCACAAUGUUCCACC